Molecule: messenger RNA, 2043 nt
Organism: Ogataea philodendri
Lineage: Eukaryota; Fungi; Ascomycota; Pichiomycetes; Pichiales; Pichiaceae
Exons: 2
Coding region: 1-2043 (680 amino acids)
Biological process (GO): L-histidine biosynthetic process
Molecular function (GO): pyridoxal phosphate binding; L-histidinol-phosphate:2-oxoglutarate transaminase activity
Source: RefSeq, a predicted model, not a curated record
AUGUUUGAUAUCACCAAAAUCGCCCGGCCCAAUAUCCUCACGUUGGAGCCUUAUAGAUGUGCUAGAGAUGACUUCAAGGAAGGUGUUCUACUGGACGCUAACGAGAACACCCACGGACCGUCGAUCCCAAAUAUCACUGCUGAAGAAACAGCUCUGGAGCUUAACAGAUACCCAGACCCCCACCAACAGGAAUUGAAGCAGCAGAUUUGCGACUUCCGUAACUCUGAGGCCUCUUUGGAAUCUGCUAUUGCAAAGAUCCCUAUUGUUGAUGGAAAGCCUGCCUCUCUAACCACCGAGAACCUGUGUCUUGGUGUUGGCUCUGACGAGUCGAUCGACUCUCUCAUCAGAUGUAUGGUUGCUCCAGGGAAGGAAAAGAUGCUCAUUUGUCCUCCAACCUACGGAAUGUACAACAUCUGUGCCGUGGUGAACGAUGUUGAGGUUGUCAAGGUGCCGUUGGACUUGAAAACGUUCCAGAUCCAACCAGAUGCUAUCAUUGAAAAACUAAAGGCAGACUCUUCAAUCAAGCUUGUCUACGUGACGUCUCCAGGUAACCCAACUGCCGCACAGAUCAAACUCGACCUGGUUGAGGAUCUUUUGAAAAAGGUUGAGAAUGCUGAGUGGAACGGAUUGGUCAUUAUAGAUGAGGCAUAUGUCGACUUCUGCAAAGUCGGAAGCUCUGUUUCCGUUCUGGUGAACAAGUAUCCGAACCUUGUUGUUUUGCAAACCUUGUCCAAGGCGUUUGGACUCGCUGGGAUUCGGCUGGGAAUCUGCUUUUCGACCCCAGCAGUCUCUUUGCUGCUAAACUCUAUGAAGUAUCCAUACAACAUUAGCAACCUGACCAGUGACGUUGCUCUGAGAGCUACCACCAAACCUGCUUUGGCCCAGAUGAGACAAAGAGUGAACACCAUCCUGGAGCAAAGAGCUAUUUUGCUGGACCGUCUCACUAAGCUUCCUGGAAUAGGAAGAAAUAUCGGUGGUUUGGACUCGAACUUCGUGCUCGUUGAAAUCCUCAACAAAGAAGGAGUUCCCGACAACGAGGUCGCCAACAAGGUUUACUUAACUCUUGCAGAGCAAAGAAACGUCGUGGUCAGAUUUAGAGGUAAGGAGCUUGGAUGUACAGGCUGUGUCAGAAUUACCAUCGGUACCAAGGAAGAGAACAAGACUUUGCUCGAAGAAUUCGAGAAACUUUCUUUCGGUUGCGUCGUCAACAGACCGCAGUGGCUUGGUAACAUCGGCCUUGGCGUCCUUGGAACACACCAUGAAUCCAAUCUGGCCGGAUGGGUAGGUUGGAAUGGUGCAGUAACCGUACUCUGCAACCGGGAAAACAUCCUUACAUGCCUUUUGCAAGUCCUUGAUGAUGUUGAGGUGCAACCAGAUGCUCUCUGCUUGAGUGGUGAUGACACCUUUCUCGGUGAGAGCGUUGUUAAGAAGCUGGAAGUAUGGUUUCUGGAACAGAGACUCUGCAGGACCUUCUGGGUCCGAGGAGUCGGUGAUGAUCACGUCAAAACAAUUCUUGUAGUCGUCCAAGAACUUGAAACCGUCUCCGAUAUGGACUCUGACCUUUGGGUGGGAGUAAGAUUUGGACAUCUCUGGGAGGUAUUUUUUGGAAACGGCAAUGACGUCCUCGUCAAUGUCACACAGAACGGCUUCCUCGACACACUCGUGCUUGACGACUUCUCUAAGGACACCACCAUCUCCUCCUCCAAUGACCAGCACCUUCUUAGGGUUUGGAUGGGAGUUCAGAGCAAGAUGGGCAAUCAUCUCCUGGUAGGCAAACUCGUCUCUUUCGGUGGCCUGGAUGACUCCGUCCAGAACCAAGACGUUACCAUAGUUAGAGGACUCGAACACCAGCACAUCUUGGUACUUGGACUUCUUGGAGUACAAAACCUUGUUCACCUUGAGCGACAUGGCCUCGCCGGGCCACAUGGUGUCGCUAACCUCGGCGAACCAGCCGUCCUUGAUCAUUGGGUGCGAAAGCUCAGACAUUGGAAAAAAUUUACAAAAUUACAUGGGCACGAGCUCCUUUAUAUAGCACCACCAUGA